GUAACAAGUCAACAUUCAUUGGCAUUAAGCUGGCGCGACUCUUGAGGAAAAUGAACAAUAUUUUUGGUUUAUUGUUGUUGUUUAUGACACUGACUGGUUGCUGGGCAACCAACUGUCAGGACAACUUUCUGGCUUUCCAUGGCUCUUGUUAUCUCUUCGGGGAUAUCCAACUCAGUUUUUAUGAGGCGGAGCACUAUUGUAAUCAACACGAUGCCCAUCUGGUGCAUGUGGACGAUUCCCUCGAGGGAGACUUCUUGAAGGAGCAUCUGCGUCACCUUAAACCUUUUGAUCUAUGGUGGAUGGGACUAACAGAUGAGAUCGCAGAAGGACACUUCGUCUGGACAGACGACAAUACUCCUGCACAAUAUACAGACUGGCACGCUUCGCAACCGAACGGUGGUGUUGAAGAUUGCGUUGUCUUCGCGGCGUAUUUUGGCUUCCAGUGGGGUGAUUUGGACUGCACAGCUAAGGAGAACUUUAUUUGUGAAAUUCAAUCGGGAGAAGCAGAAGUAGUUGGCUGAAUUUACACCAGAACACUACCAACCAGUGAACAAUUUGGCUCCAAUAAAUUUUCAAAUCUAAA
Messenger RNA from Mya arenaria, 583 nucleotides. RefSeq names its product perlucin-like. Gene Ontology annotation, biological process: biological process involved in interspecies interaction between organisms. The record is from RefSeq and is a predicted model, not a curated record. Gene Ontology annotation, molecular function: carbohydrate binding. The transcript has 6 exons. Bases 51 to 521 code for a protein of 156 amino acids. NCBI's taxonomy places the organism in Eukaryota, Metazoa, Mollusca, Bivalvia, Myida, Myidae. Gene Ontology annotation, cellular component: external side of plasma membrane.